AUGGAGAGCUCGCAGGCCGGCGGCCGGAGCACGCAGGUGUCAAAGCAUGCCGAAACGGCGCGUGCUGGAUCCCAUGAUCGAGGCGACAAUGUCUGCGGUACUUGUUCGCUAUCGAUCUCUCGCCCGUGUUUAGCCUUGGAUGGAAUUUACCGCCCAAUUAGGGUUGCAUUCCCAAACAACCCGACUCGUAAGCAGCGCCUCCUGGUGCGACAGGGUUUGGGCACGACGGGGCUCUCACCCUCUCCUGCGCCCCUUUCUAGGGGACUUGGGCCCGGUCCGCCGUUGAGGACGCUUCUCCAGACUACAAUUCGAACGCCAGUGGUGCUCGAUUCACAAGCUGGGCUUUUCCCGGUUCACUCGCUGUUACUAGGGGAAUGGUAAGUUUCUUUUCCUCCGCUUAUUGAUAUGCUUAAACUCAGCAGACGUGCCCUCGACCUAAUGGCUUGGGGCACAACUUGCAUUCAAAGACUCGAUGGUUCACGGGAUUCUGCAAUUCACACCAAGUAUCGCAUUCCGCUAUGUGCCGGAGGAUCUUGUUCCAAAAGGGGAGGGACCGGGACGAUUCUAAAAAGGGAGGAGCGGAGACGACUCGUUGCAUCGUUUUUUAUAUUCUGGGAUGGCUCCCCGGAGCACCACUGGGAUGGCUCACCGGAGCACCGUCAGGAUGGCAUCGCUGGAAUGGCUCGCUGGAGCACAGUCGGGAACCUAAUCGACGGUGGGGGCACCGAUGUCCAGACAUACGGUGGGCGUAGGCAGUGCCCUGGACAACCCCUGUUCGCCUCAAUAUCACCUCCCCCCUAA
Molecule: messenger RNA, 801 nt
Organism: Gossypium arboreum
Lineage: Eukaryota; Viridiplantae; Streptophyta; Magnoliopsida; Malvales; Malvaceae
Biological process (GO): regulation of cellular respiration
Source: RefSeq, a predicted model, not a curated record